Molecule: messenger RNA, 453 nt
Organism: Penaeus monodon (black tiger shrimp)
Lineage: Eukaryota; Metazoa; Arthropoda; Malacostraca; Decapoda; Penaeidae
Exons: 3
Coding region: 1-453 (150 amino acids)
Source: RefSeq, a predicted model, not a curated record
AUGGUUCCCAACGAUUCACCGCAUAGGGGGUUCCCAGUUCCCCAAAAGUGGCCCGGCCAGGGGCUGGGUUUUUCCCCAUUCUCCCCCGGGAGCCCUCCACCAUUUCCCUUGGUGUUCGAGGGGCCAACUUCCCAGCCCGGGGCCCCGGGGAAACCAAAACCCGUCUGCGAAGGGGCCUGUAUUGAGGUUUGGGUCCCCAACAGAGUAAACCGCCCUGCGUGCGAUAUCCCACAUUCCUGGGGCUCAGUUUCAGUUUCUCCUCCCCAAAACCCUCAAUCAGUAGGCCUCAACGGUGACGCUCCAGCUCCCACCACCCCCACGGGGGCCUCUGCUGCUGGGCAAAAUCCCUUUGAAGAAAAAGGCUCAGGAACCCCUUUGCCCGGCAAAGGAAUCCUGACCCGUGCAAAAAACUCCGUUCCCAAAACCCCCAUCCACAGGGGCCUCCCCCUGUAG